AUGUCUUCCUCCGAGCCUCUCCACACUUACCACCGUCGCUCCAAAUCAAAAUCCACUGACAGGGUGGAUUUCAAUCCGUCAAUUCCUAGGGUUCCUCGAACCCGUUCUUCUUCCUCUGUUCCUGUUGGAGAUUCUUCUCCUUUUGUGUCUAAUGAGGCUGCCUCCUUCUUUAAUGAGGUUGUCUCAAAGAGAAAAUUCAUUCCUGAGAGGACUUACCAGUUUGAUGCAGUUCCCUUGGCGGCUCAGGAGUCUGCAAAUCAGAUUUUGGAGCACUACCACCUUCAAGCCCUAAAUUCUCUCUCUAGUAAGUUUAACAUCCCUGUUGUUCAAGAAUUUUACUCUAACUUUCCUGCUGACCCUAAGGAGUCCAAGUAUCAGAUUUUGGUUAGGUCAGUACCCAUUACUCUGAAACCAUCUGUUAUCAAUCGGGUCUUAGGUUUUCGAUCAUGCCCUGGUUUUGAUUUUGCAAAAUUUGCUCUUGCUUCUGCUGAAUACUCUGUUGAUCUUUUUAAAUCCAUGGCAUACACUGAUCAAUCCUUGCCUUUGACCUCUAAAGGUCUGCCUAUCAAGUCUUACCUGUCCCCUUUUUAUAAAUUUUUGUGGGAUUUUAUCCGUCAUAAUGUUCUCCCCACUGGGAACAAUUCUAAUCCCACUCUUGCUGCCUGCCAACUCAUGAUAUCCAUGGUGAAUCAUGAUAAAAUUCCCCUUGGUGAUAUCCUAUAUAAUGCCAUUCUUGGGAAAACCAUUGGUCAUGGUACCAAGCACAAGGGGACUCUUGUGUUCCCCUGUCUGAUUCAGCGCCUUUGCCUCUGCUGCCCUUAG
Messenger RNA from Prunus armeniaca (apricot), 822 nucleotides. NCBI's taxonomy places the organism in Eukaryota, Viridiplantae, Streptophyta, Magnoliopsida, Rosales, Rosaceae. The record is from the annotation of a GenBank genome assembly.